CUUCACUUCCUCAGCUCAGCAGCAGACCAGCUCCUCCCUCCAUAACCAACUAUGGCCAGCAAACAUGCCCAAAAUGCCCACCGAUCAGAAUCGAACACGUACAAUAACGAGGUACUCCGGAUUGUGAUGGUGGGGAAGACCGGUGUUGGGAAGAGCGCCACAGGAAACACCAUUCUGGGAAAAAAGCAGUUUGAAUCAAAGUUCUCUGCUAAAUCCAUGACUGUAAACUGUUCUAAUGCCAUUAGUGACGUUGAUGGACAAAUAGUUAAGGUUAUUGACACUCCUGGUCUGUUUGACACCAAGAUUGAAGAAGAGGAGACCAGAAAGAACGUUGCACAGAGCAUUGGUUUUGCUUCUCCUGGACCCCAUAUCUUCCUGGUCGUCAUCAGACUGGGCAGAUUCACAGAUGAAGAAAAACAGACAGUGCAGAAGAUUCAGGAAAUCUUUGGAGAAGAUGCAAACAGAUACAGCAUGGUUCUCUUUACCUGCGGUGACCAGCUCGAAGACCAACCUAUUGAAGAGUUCUUGAAGGGUAGCAAAGAGCUGCAGGAACUUGUGAACAGAUGUAACGGGCAGUACCACGUCUUCAAUAAUAAGUUGAAGGAUCGUUCUCAGGUCAGAGAGCUGCUCGACAUGAUCAGAAACAUAGCAGAUAAGAACGGAGGAAGCCAUUACACCAGUUUAAUGUUCCAGGCGGCAGAGAGGGAGCUAGAAGAGGAAAGACAGAGAAUCCUUAAAGAGAGAGAAGAAGAAAUAUGCAAACGGGAAGAGGAAAUUGAAAAGAAAAUAGCGAAAAAGUAUGAGAAACAAUUCAAACAAAUCAAAGAGGAUAAUGAGAGGUUAGCAAGGCAGUUGGAAGCUCGUAAAAGUGAAAUGGAGGAGGAGAUGAGGAAAAUUAGAGAAGAGCAUGCAAGCCUAAAAGCAGCUAACAAAAAAGAAUUGGAGGAGGGGAUGACGAGAAUAAGAGAAGAGAAUUUAAUCCUAAAAGCAGCUGGCAAAACAGAAAUGGAGGAGAUGAUGAGAAUGAGAGAAGAGGAGGCAAGGCUGAGAGAAGCUAACAAAAUAGAAAUGGAAAAGGAGAUGAUGAGAAUGAGAGAAGAGGAGGCAAGGCUGAGAGAAGCUAACAAAAUAGAAAUAGAAAUGGUGGAGGAGAUGAGGAGAAUGACAGUAAAAGAUGAAAGCCUAAAAGCAGCUGGCAAAAGAGAAAUGAAGGAGGAGAGGAGGAGAAUAAGAGAAGAGGAGGAGAGGAGGGCCAGGAAGGAUGCUGAGGAGAGCCCUACAAUAAUUGACGAGAUUUGUUCCAUUGCGAAAACAGGUUGGAAAGUUUUCAGUUCUUGGUUUUGAUAAUCUAACAGUCGCACUGGUUUCCAUGAUACAGUCUGACCCUCUGGAAUACCUCCCUGUUAAUCUUCACAGUCACCUUUUUGAUUUUGUUGUUUGAUGUGAUUUAUAGUAAUAUCAGUUAUUUCAGUGGUGAGUUGCAAUUAAAUAAUAACAGGAUGACUGAUUGUCAACAACCAAGAUGUUAACAUUCUAAACUAUAGUAAUGUCGUAAUGUACUAAUUUAUUCUUUGAUAGCUUUUGCUUUUACAAGAAAAAAGUAUAACGAAUGAUAUAUCAUGAAUUGAUGCUUUUAAGAUGUUAUAUGGAUACGUUUUCUUUGGCUUUCCUGUAACUGGCGUAAUGUUGGCUUCUGUCAAAUCAAAAGGUUAAAAUGUGUGUAUGCAAUGAAUUUUGUAAUUCAAUAUGAAAAGUUUGGAACAGAAAUGAAUGUGUAAAGACAAACAUAGUAAUCAAUAAUGUCCUAUAAUAAAAGACUGUAGACUUCACAUUGAGGGUGUAAUGUGCUUUUGUUGUUUAAUAAA
Trematomus bernacchii (emerald rockcod) is the source of this 1865-nucleotide messenger RNA. Its product is annotated as GTPase IMAP family member 9-like. Bases 52 to 1344 code for a protein of 430 amino acids. Lineage: Eukaryota; Metazoa; Chordata; Actinopteri; Perciformes; Nototheniidae. Gene Ontology annotation, molecular function: GTP binding. The record is from RefSeq and is a predicted model, not a curated record. The transcript is spliced from 2 exons.